Messenger RNA from Fusarium verticillioides 7600, 684 nucleotides. RefSeq lists its product as hypothetical. NCBI's taxonomy places the organism in Eukaryota, Fungi, Ascomycota, Sordariomycetes, Hypocreales, Nectriaceae. The transcript has a single exon. The record is from RefSeq and is a predicted model, not a curated record. Bases 1 to 684 code for a protein of 227 amino acids.
AUGGGCAAGAUCGGUGCCACUCUUGCAUCUCUGGUUUCUGAUGAAAUCGACUAUAUCCAACUGGCUCAACAGGUCAACGAACCAGAAUCAACCGCCGCUGUAAAGAAGCUGGUUGAACUGUCAGGCAAGGCCCGUGAGAUUCAAAAAUCUCUGCAGAGCUAUGUGCAGGAAGCAAGUCCCAGUCUGAUGGAACUUCGAACGACCCUCCUGGAGAAACCCGGUUGUCAGUCGUUCCAGCAAGUUUUUGGACCUCCUUGGAAUCAAUGUCUACUCAACCAGGAAGCUGACGGUACCAAGAACAUUAUUGUUGGCGCUCUUCAGCGUCUCUUUGACACUAUUGCUUAUGUCGUUCCUCGAACACACUCUAUGUACGGCGCUUUUCUUGACAUGGCCUCCAAGAUGGAUAUCGCUGUCAUGUCUUCCCUUGACCUUGAUCUGGCCCGAGCCAAAGACCGUCAUCAGAAGCGGCUCAACAUCAACGACGACCUGUCGUAUCGCAACGAAAUCAUGACCAAUGUGGCUGAAGCCAUUGGCAGACUCGAGCGUGGGUCAGCAUCGCAGGAACGACUUCGUACAAAGCUCUGCUCGAUCCUCGACGCAGCUGAUGCUCUGAUCCUGAAGGAGAAUCUUCCGCGGGAUAUCAGCAUCGUGGUCUCAACUAACAACAACGACGGACAAGCUUGA